AUGGUUCCAAAGCCAACUGGCAAAGGCGCGAAGAAGGCUGUGAAGUCGACCAAGGUGGCCAAGACCGACGGAAAGAAGAGAAGAAAGUCGAGAAAGGAGACCUACUCCGUCUACAUCUACCGUGUCCUCAAGCAGGUCCACCCUGACACCGGAAUCUCCUCCAAGGCCAUGUCCAUCAUGAACUCCUUCGUCAACGAUGUCUUCGAGCGCAUCGCCGCUGAAGCCUCUCGUCUGGCCCAGUACAACAAGAGGUCCACAAUUUCGUCCCGCGAAAUCCAAACCUCCGUUCGUCUGAUCCUGCCAGGAGAGCUGGCCAAGCACGCCGUCUCCGAAGGAACCAAGGCCGUCACCAAAUACACCUCAUCCAAGUAA
Messenger RNA from Bursaphelenchus xylophilus (pine wood nematode), 372 nucleotides. The record is from the annotation of a GenBank genome assembly. Lineage: Eukaryota; Metazoa; Nematoda; Chromadorea; Rhabditida; Aphelenchoididae.